Messenger RNA from Hibiscus syriacus, 1692 nucleotides. Its product is annotated as MLO protein homolog 1-like. Gene Ontology annotation, cellular component: membrane. Lineage: Eukaryota; Viridiplantae; Streptophyta; Magnoliopsida; Malvales; Malvaceae. The transcript is spliced from 15 exons. The coding region runs from base 1 to 1692 and encodes 563 amino acids. Gene Ontology annotation, biological process: defense response. The record is from RefSeq and is a predicted model, not a curated record.
AUGAGUGGUGGUGGAUGGGAACGGUCGCUGGAGGAAACCCCGACAUGGGCUGUUGCAGCCGUGUGCGCAAUAUUUGUGAUCAUUUCAAUACUGAUAGAACAUGGAAUUCAUUCUCUGGGAAAGUGGUUUCAAAAACGUCAGAAGAAAGCCAUGAUGGAAGCUUUGGAGAAGAUCAAAGCCGAGCUGAUGCUGCUGGGAUUCAUAUCGUUGCUGCUAACUAUCGGAACUUAUUCGAUUCCGGCGAUAUGUAUCCCGGAGAAGAUAGGGUAUUCGAUGCUUCCAUGCAAACGGAAGUCUGUUUAUGGUGGAGACAGUGAUAAAGAUAGCAAAAAAGGGGAUGGCGAAGAUGACCGCCGGAGGAAGUUACUUUCUGAUGGUAAAGAUAUGGUUUGGCGUCGAGUCUUGGCCGGAUCCGCAUCAAAAGAUUCUUGCAGUAAAGGUAAAGUUGCCCUGAUUUCACAAAGCGGUAUGCACGACUUGCACAUAUUCAUAUUUGCGCUUGCGGUUUUCCAUGUCCUUUACAGCGUAGCCACCAUUUUCCUUGCCAAGGCCAAAAUGAAGAAAUGGGAGGCCUGGGAAUCUGAAACCAAAACCCUCGAGUACCAGUACAAUAAUGAUCCUUCAAGGUUCAGAUUAACGCAUCAAACUUCCUUCGUGAAACGUCAUUCUGGUUUCUCUGCAAUUCCUGGCAUCAAAUGGAUGGUGGCCUUCUUCAGGCAAUUCUUUGGUUCGGUGAGCAAGGUGGAUUAUUUGACCAUGCGCAACGGAUUUAUCAACGCACAUUUUGCAGCCAACACAAGAUUUGACUUCCAUAAAUACAUCAAAAGAUCCAUGGAAGACGACUUCAAAGUCGUAGUUGGAAUCAGUACUCCUCUAUGGGGUUUGGCUGUCAUCUUCUUACUUCUAAACGUUUACAAAUGGCAAACUCUCAGCUGGCUGUCAUUGGUCCCCUUGACGAUACUUUUGUUAGUGGGAACAAAGCUAGAGGUGAUCAUAAUGGAUAUGGCGGAAGAAAUCCAAGACCGGAGUGCGGUGGUGAGAGGGGCGCCGGUGGUGGAGCCUAAUAACAAGUAUUUCUGGUUUAAUCGACCGCAGUGGAUUCUCUUCUUGAUACAUUAUACCCUGUUCCAGAAUGCGUUCCAAAUGGCGUAUUUCCUAUGGGUUUGGUUUAAGUACAGCAUAGGGUCAUGUAUCCAUGAGAAAUUGUACUUCGUAAUCGGAAGGGUUCUUCUUGGGGUGUGCCUUCAAAUUCUAUGCAGCUACAUUACCUUUCCACUCUAUGCUUUGGUGACCCAGAUGGGAUCUCACAUGAAGAAAUCAAUAUUCGAGGAGCAAACAGCCAAAGCUCUAAAAAAUUGGCACAGGGCUGCCAAGAAGAGAAACAAGAACAAAGCAAGAGGGGAAGGAUCCGUUGGGUUGAACAGCCAUGCCUCGCCGUCAAUGAGCGGUGACACCACGCCGAGCCGAGGAGCAUCGCCGUUACACUUGUUACACAAUCACAAACAUCGGUCCACUGCCGGUGAUCAAACGGACGGUGUUCUCAAUUCUCCCACACAUUCCAACUAUUCUUACCCCUCCGAUACGGAAAUUUCUGAUAUUGAGGCUUUUUCUCCUCCUCCUCGACAUGCAACCCCACCGCUUGAUCAUCAUCAUCAACAACGUAAUGUUGAUUUUUCAUUUGUCAAGCCUUGA